Messenger RNA from Cladophialophora carrionii CBS 160.54, 975 nucleotides. Its product is annotated as pyridoxine biosynthesis protein pyroA. Gene Ontology annotation, biological process: amino acid metabolic process; pyridoxine biosynthetic process; pyridoxal 5'-phosphate biosynthetic process. The transcript has a single exon. Gene Ontology annotation, molecular function: amine-lyase activity. Bases 1 to 975 code for a protein of 324 amino acids. NCBI's taxonomy places the organism in Eukaryota, Fungi, Ascomycota, Eurotiomycetes, Chaetothyriales, Herpotrichiellaceae. The record is from RefSeq and is a predicted model, not a curated record.
AUGUCCAGCACGAUCCCCCUGUCCGCGCCUGUCCAAUCCUCUAGCCAUGGCCAAAACUGCUCAUCACAGACCAACGGUGGCGACGACGUGCCCUCGUUCGCCAUCAAGGCUGGUCUUGCGCAAAUGCUCAAGGGCGGCGUGAUCAUGGACGUCAUCAACGCAGAACAGGCGCGCAUCGCCGAAGAGGCCGGCGCCUGCGCCGUCAUGGCCCUCGAGCGCGUGCCCGCCGACAUCCGCGCACAGGGCGGCGUGGCGAGGAUGAGCGACCCGGCGCUCAUCAAGGAGAUUCAAGCCGCGGUGACCAUCCCCGUCAUGGCCAAGGCGCGCAUCGGACACUUUGUCGAGUGCCAGAUCCUCGAGAGCCUGGGCGUCGACUACAUCGACGAAAGCGAGGUGCUGACGCCCGCGGACGACACGUUCCACGUGGAAAAAUCGCCGUUCCGUGUGCCGUUUGUGUGCGGGUGCCGCAACCUCGGCGAGGCGCUGCGCCGGAUCGCCGAGGGCGCCGCAAUGAUCCGCACAAAGGGCGAGGCCGGCACGGGCGACGUCGUCGAGGCGGUCAAACACAUGCGCGCCGUGAAGCGGGACAUUGCGCGUGCGCAGGCCGUGCUCGCGGACGGGGGCGAGCUCGGCCUCCGCGCGCUGGCGCGGGAGAUGGAAGUCGACGCCGCGCUGCUGAGGCAGACGGCCGAGCUGGGCCGGUUGCCGGUCGUGAACUUUGCGGCCGGCGGCAUCGCCACGCCCGCCGACGCGGCGCUGAUGAUGCAGCUCGGCUGUGAUGGCGUCUUUGUCGGGUCGGGCAUCUUCAAGUCCGGCAAUGCCGCCAUGCGGGCCAGGGCCAUCGUGCAGGCGACGACGCAUUUCCGCGAUGCCAAGGUCUUGGCUGAGUGUUCGACCGGGUUGGGCGAGGCCAUGGUCGGCAUCAGCGUCGGGAGUAUGGGUGAGAAGGAGAAGAUGGCGGGCCGGGGAUGGUAA